AUUGUGCUCCCAGUAUCUGCGUGGCGGUCGUCGCACUAGCCGCUUGUAAUUGUGAUAAUUGUGUUGUGUGGCGCAGUGAGUGUAGCGGGAUGCUGGACCAGGAGCUACUAGCCAAGGGCGCCCUGUCGGAGGGGCAGCAGCAGCCCCCGCCGCCCCAUCUCACCAACCCGUACUCCCAGUUCCAGCAGUACCAGCAGAGUAUGGCUGGCUACAAUAACAUGGGCUAUGGCUUCCCUAUGUACACUCAGAAUGGCUACGGCUACCCUCUGGCCGGCUACCCACACGCCCCCAGCCCUCCCACAGACGUCACGGAGAAGACCGAAGGAGGCGAGGUGAGAGUGACAGCCAAAGGCAAGAAAGUGAGGAAGCCGCGCACCAUCUACUCCUCCCUGCAGCUGCAGCAGCUCAACAAGAUGUUCCAGAGGACCCAGUACCUCGCCCUGCCGGAGCGCGCCGAGCUGGCCGCCAAGCUGGGACUCACACAGACACAGGUGAAGAUCUGGUUCCAGAACCGCCGCUCCAAGUACAAGAAGCUGUACAAGGCCGCCCAGAAUGGCCAGCUGCCGGGAGUGGACGCCGCCGAGAUCGCUGCCGACCUGGGAGCAAACCUCUCCCAGAUGGUGAGCAACGGGCCGGAAUCACCCAGCUCGCCCACUCCUACGGACCACGGCCACGACCAGCCGCCCCCGUCCGUGGGGGCUGACGGCGGCCCACUUUCUCCCCCGCCCGACGACCGCCCGCAGUCCCAACCGCCCACAGUGUCCAGUCACGGCGAGAUGGCGUCCCCUAUGAUGUCUGGCCCACGCGACAUGGUGGUGUCCCCACAGAUCCACGCGGCCAAGGACAUGAUGGCGAUGAACCCCGCCAUGAUGGGCAGCGACCAGCGGCGGGAACAGGUCAUGAUGCCGGCCCACCACCAGUGGGACCCCGCCCACUACAUGUCAUACUGGAACCACUACGGCGACAUGGCCGCCCACCAGAUGAACCACCAGAUCAUGACUUAAGCGACGCGGCAGCCACACUCCGCCCCGUACGGCCCACCACCACCGCCACCACGCAGCCUCCCGGCUUUCCGCGGCCGGGGCUCAGGCGUGCAUCCUCGUGACGACUGCGGUGCUUCCACGCCGCGAAGCGCCGGCAUGUUGUUACCUGGAGCGAGAGGCAGCGCCCCUGGGAGCCUUUCACCCCUCCCUCUCACCUGCGGCGCGCCCCUCCCUCCCCCACGGCCAGCCUCCGUCCGCCACGCCCUGCUGGCGGCCUCAACAUUCCAGGGGGACGUGUGGGCGCCCGCCACCACGAGGCGGCGGCAGCAACAUGAGCCUCCCGCCUCGCCUCGUCUCGCCACGGGACGGAGGUGAUGAAGGGCCGCGCGCUCUUAUGUAUUAUGUAUGAUGUAUGGUUAGUGUAUAAAGUACUCUUGGUCCAUAAAAAUAAUGCAUGUUGUACCUUUGUCUGUGUGCAAUAAACAGCAGCUCAGUUGUGUGUGUGUGUGUGUGUGUGUGUGUGUGUGUGGUUGCAGUCGUUGUGAAUGAGUUUGUUGUAUGUCGGUAAGCGAGACAUAUGUGUGUAUGCGUGUGUGUGUGUGUGUGUGUGUGUGUGCGUGAGGUCGGCUCGGCGGGCAGCGUGUGUGAGGUCGGCUCGGCGGGCAGCACCGCCCCGCCCCAGCAGUGACCCGCGGCCUCGGGGGGAGUAGUGACCUUUGGCCUCUACCUCUUGUUCCCUCGCUCCCUCCCUCCCCUUUAGGCCUACCUGUUACCCUCUUUCAUCUAAUCAACAAUAAAUAUACCAAUAAAUACUUUGUACCUUAAUUAGACUUGACGACGAUGAAGGUUUAGUGAUGUGAAUGUUACUGUACGGCAAUGAUGAUGAUGAUGACGAUGAUUCACCUGUUGACGGACUGAGCCUUGGCCGCCCCGUCGCCAGGCAAGGCCAGCUCUUUAUAUAUAUAUUUUUACUGUUUAUUUAUUUUGUCUUCAUCUAACCACGAAGGAAGUUUUUAAUCUGUGUAUAUACUGUAACAUAUCUCUGUGUAAAUAAACGCUGUAUGACUA
Eriocheir sinensis (Chinese mitten crab) is the source of this 2051-nucleotide messenger RNA. Its product is annotated as homeotic protein distal-less-like. The coding region runs from base 90 to 1004 and encodes 304 amino acids. The record is from RefSeq and is a predicted model, not a curated record. Lineage: Eukaryota; Metazoa; Arthropoda; Malacostraca; Decapoda; Varunidae. The transcript is spliced from 3 exons. Gene Ontology annotation, molecular function: RNA polymerase II cis-regulatory region sequence-specific DNA binding; DNA-binding transcription factor activity, RNA polymerase II-specific. Gene Ontology annotation, biological process: regulation of transcription by RNA polymerase II.